This is a messenger RNA of Fukomys damarensis (Damara mole-rat), 2924 nucleotides long. RefSeq names its product ring finger protein 14 (gene Rnf14). The record is from RefSeq and is a predicted model, not a curated record. The transcript has 9 exons. Gene Ontology annotation, cellular component: cytoplasm; ubiquitin ligase complex. Gene Ontology annotation, biological process: ubiquitin-dependent protein catabolic process; positive regulation of proteasomal ubiquitin-dependent protein catabolic process; protein polyubiquitination. The coding region runs from base 337 to 1761 and encodes 474 amino acids. Gene Ontology annotation, molecular function: ubiquitin conjugating enzyme binding; ubiquitin protein ligase activity; zinc ion binding. Lineage: Eukaryota; Metazoa; Chordata; Mammalia; Rodentia; Bathyergidae.
ACCCGGGACCGGGAUCCUGGCCCACCCCUUUCUCCCGGUGCUUUGGAGGACCAGGGAGGUCCAGGCCCCGCUGCUUCGGGACGCCCGGGUCCGGCCACUCCUUACGCGGCUGCAGAGCGCCUCUGUUCCCGCCCGGCCGGUGGCUAGACCUGGGCCCGCCCGGCUUUCGAUGGCAAGAUUUUCAUAAUGUAUCUAAUAUGAGUCCCACAUCUUGGCGUCGUUCUCAGCUCCACUUGCUGGAGAAUAAAUGGGAUUUGCACAGAUUACAAACAGAACUGAAAUACAGACUGCAGUGUUAAUAUCCUUUCCUUCUGGUUGUUAUUAACAGACAAGUAAAUGUCGUCAGAAGACCGAGAAGCUCAGGAGGAUGAAUUACUGGCGCUGGCAAGUAUUUAUGAUGGAGAUGAAUUUAGAAAAGCAGAGUCUGUCCAAGGUGGAGAAACCAGGAUUUAUUUGGAUUUGCCACAAAAUUUCAAGAUAUUUGUGAGCGGCAAUUCAAAUGAGUGUCUCCAGAAUAGUGGCUUUGAAUACACCAUUUGCUUUCUGCCUCCACUUGUGCUGAACUUUGAACUGCCACCAGAUUAUCCAUCCUCCUCCCCACCUUCAUUCACACUUAGUGGCAAAUGGCUGUCACCGACUCAGCUCUCUGCUCUCUGCAAGCACUUAGACAACCUGUGGGAAGAACACCGAGGCAGCGUGGUCCUGUUUGCCUGGAUGCAGUUUCUUAAGGAAGAGACCCUAGCAUAUCUGAAUAUUGUCUCUCCUUUUGAGCUCAAGAUGGGUUCUCAGAAAAAAGUGCAGAGAAGGACAGCUCAAGCCUCUGCCAGUACAGAGGUAGAUUUUGGAGGAGCUGUUGGACCUGAUGCAGACCCAGAGGAAGGAGUGGAUGAGAGAGCUGUGCAGGAUGUGGAGUCAUUGUCAAGUCUAAUCCAAGAAAUCUUGGACUUCGAUCAAGCUCAGCAGACCAAAUGCUUCAAUAGUAAAUUAUUCCUGUGCAAUAUCUGUUUCUGUGAGAAGCUGGGUAGUGAGUGCAUGUACUUCUUGGAGUGCAGGCACGUGUACUGCAAAGCUUGUCUGAAGGACUACUUUGAAAUCCAGAUCAAAGAUGGCCAAGUUCAGUGUCUGAACUGCCCAGAACCAAAGUGCACUUCAGUGGCCACUCCUGGUCAGGUCAAAGAGCUAGUGGAAGCAGAGUUAUUUGCCCGGUAUGACCGCCUUCUCCUCCAGUCCACCUUGGACCUGAUGGCAGAUGUGGUGUACUGCCCCCGCCCAUGCUGCCGGCUGCCUGUGAUGCAGGAGCCUGGUGGCACCAUGGGCAUCUGCUCCAGUUGUAAUUUUGCCUUCUGUACCUUGUGCAGAUUGACCUACCAUGGAGUCUCUCCAUGUAAGGUAACUGCAGAAAAAUUAAUAGAGUUACAAAAUGAAUACCUACAAGCAGAUGAAGCCACUAGAAGAUUUUUGGAACAGAGAUAUGGGAAGAGGGUGAUUCAGAAGGCCCUGGAAGAGAUGGAGAGUAAGGAGUGGCUGGAAAAGAACUCAAAAAGCUGCCCAUGUUGUGGAACUCCCAUACAGAAAUUGGAUGGAUGUAACAAGAUGACAUGUACUGGCUGUAUGCAGUAUUUCUGUUGGAUUUGUAUGGGUUCACUUUCUAGAGCAAAUCCUUACAAACAUUUCAAUGAUCCCGAUUCCCCAUGUUUUAACAGGUUGUUCCACGCUGUGGAUGUUAAUGGUGAUGUUUGGGAAGACCAGAUUGAAGACUAGUGGACUCCUGUUCACAAUGUGGAAAUGGACUUGUUUGCCCGUCUUUCCUCAAGUACACUAAGAAACUUCUCAGGAUUUUAGGGUACCAUGCAUUCUCUCCUCCUGAGUAGAAGGAAGAACAAGAUUUAUAUUUUUAUUUGGUACCAUUGACUAAGGCAUCCAUUUUUUCACUUAACAUAAAUUGAUAAAAUUAUAAGCCAAAGGUUCAGAAAAUGAAAACUACAGAAUAUUGAAUAUUAUAUAAUGUGCCCAAAGCUCUAAAUAGUUAAAAAUAAGUAUUUAUUUUCUUCCCCAAGAUGUAGAUAUGAGGGUCAAGAGCCAAACAUACAGACUAUCUCCAAGAAGCAUCCCUCUGAGACAUUCUAUUGUGGCCCCUUCAGUAUACCACAUACCACUGGGGUGGGUAGCAGUCUUAUGAAAAUUAUAUUGAGAACCUUAACUCUUUCAGUACAUGUUACCUUCUUCCCAACCUAAACUUCUGCUAAGUUCUUUUCAGAGGAUCCUUUAAUCUGUAACUGCCUGGAUGGCCCAGUGUCACUUUGAUCUACUACUUUUUAGAAUAGAAAUUUAUAAUAAUUUAAAAAUAUUUUUAAAUAUCACAAACACAGCUUGGUGUGGUGGUGCACACCUGUUAUCCUGACACUCAGGAGGCUGAGGCAGGAGGAUUGCUUCAUGUUUGAGGUCCAUGUGAGCUACAUAGUUCGAGGCCAGCCUGAACUACAGAGCGAGACCCUGUCUCCAAAACAAAACAAGCCACACAAGCACUGUAGGUCACUUGAUAUUUAUGAGUGGUAUAUAUAACCCACUGGUUUUGAGCUAAAUCUACAAUGUAAUGAUACUGGCUCAGAAGAAUUUCUGCCCUAUCCUACUUUCCUGAGCAGUAGAGCUUAGAGACAAACCUUUUUUGUUCCACAUUUUCUCCCUUUACUCUUCCCCUGCCUCUGUUGGUAAGGACAAUGUUAAUAUUAACUCCAGCAACAUGUGUUUUUAUUUCAUCUGCUGGAAUAAGAGAAAGCCUAAUAUAUUCCCAAGGUUGAAAAGCUGAAUAUUUUUUGAAUUACUCUGGAUUUUGAACCUGUACACAGCACUAUAGUUCUGGUCCUAAUUUUCCGACUUAAGAAGUCUUCUCUAAUCAGCUAUGGGAACUUGGCUUCCUGUCUUUU